Messenger RNA from Scatophagus argus, 5098 nucleotides. RefSeq names its product Rho GTPase activating protein 22 (gene arhgap22a). Gene Ontology annotation, cellular component: focal adhesion. The record is from RefSeq and is a predicted model, not a curated record. NCBI's taxonomy places the organism in Eukaryota, Metazoa, Chordata, Actinopteri, Scatophagidae. Gene Ontology annotation, molecular function: GTPase activator activity. The transcript has 10 exons. Gene Ontology annotation, biological process: signal transduction; activation of GTPase activity. The coding region runs from base 1802 to 3979 and encodes 725 amino acids.
GGGCAGGGCUCAAGGUACGUGAACAUCACGCUGGGCUGGUGGGACAGACGAGGAGUGAGACGAAAGGAAGGUGGGGCAGAAGAGGAGAGAGUGUGCUUAAGUGCUCGUAAGCCUGUGUAUGUGUGUGUGUGUGUGCAUGAAAUCAGACAGAGACAGUGUCCAAGUGCAAGACAGUGAGCCCAGGAAGAGAGAGAGAGAGAGAGAGAGAGAGAGAGAUUCUCUAAGAGGAUGAGGAGUAACAGGGCGAGGCAGCAGCGAGAGGCGCUGAGUGUGUGUGUGUGUGUUUGAGGAAUAGUGUGUGAGCAGAGGGAUGCAAUCAUGUCUCUGUGAGAGGGAGCAGCACAGCAACGGUAACCAUGCUGAGCCCCAAGAUAAAACAGGCACGCCGGGGUAAGCACGGUCCCACCUUUCUUUUCUCCAUCCCUCCUCUGCUCUCCUUCUUUCUUCUGUCUUUCCAUGCUUGUCUCUUCACUCCAUCUCUUUUUUCCCUCCCUUCAGUGCCUCUGCAGAGGUCCAUCUGUCAUGCUGUCUUUGUAAUACUGUAGCAUUAAUAUUGUUGUCAGUGCUUUCAUUGAUAUUGCCAUCAAAAAGGUGCAGCAGCGCCGUGUUAGCACUGAAUCUGUCAUUUUGCAAUCUUGAUUUACUGUUAUCUUCAGUGACCUGACGCUUUUUGCAUGAUCUGAAGUGCUGAGGCUUUUAUCUUCUAUGUCCAAUGCUAGCAGUUAACAGGUCCUACCACAGGGUGAUGUAAUCCUUCCUGUCUCUUGAUUAUACCGUCCACAUUCCCAGAGGAUUUUAUCUUAAUGGAGAUACAGUGAGCUGUAGUAAACAUGGCUGCUGGAGGGAUAAUCCUCCCUCCAACAAUGGUCUGCAACCUGACAAGUUCCCACCUGAGCACAUGACCACAACUCCAUUUAUCCGGCGUUGAUUGGGAUAGUUUUUGGUUGGCGCGGCUUUGAGCAGGUGACAGAAAGAUCAGAGGUGCUGAAAGGAAUGUGGGGCUCUCGACUCGUGUAAAUCACAACAGCUGACCGUCAAACAUAGUUCCUCUAACACAGGAUAAAAUCCACUUGUGACUGCUGAAGUCGGGACGCCACAUAUACAUGCCUCUCACAUGACUGCGUGAGGAUGAAUAAGGAAGCUGUAAAUCACAAGAGAAGCUCCUGGCACCAAGAUUAUCACGAUGCAGAGUAUAGAUGGUCGCUGUGCUCUUCGCAGCAGGUGCUUGCUGUAGACAGCUGACACACACUGUUUCAGGCUGCUCGGGGAGUAGUGACAGUUGCCAACUAAUCACAGAAAAAUGGACUAACAGAGUAUCAACAGAGGAUAAAGGUCUGUUUGGAUCCAAGAUCUCCUUAACUUAAUCUCCCAUUUUUGUGUGAAAAUUGAGAUAGCAGAGCAAAAUACUGUCAUAUAGCGGCUUCAAGGACUCCUUAUUUUGUGGAUGUUUAGGGAGAGUUGUUGUUUCAUUUCUCCCCCGGCAGUCAUUGUCUUAUUCAAAGCCAGAGGCAAAAAGUAAGACCAUAAAGGACGAUGGGAAGGAAAAGUGCCUUUCCUUUCUCCUUAUAAACACAGUUAAGAGAGUGAGGCAGCCUCUUCAGCUUGCUUGCCACGAUUUGUGCGCUUGCCAUCUCUCAUUUGCUGUAAUGGUAUUCUCCUUUGAUUAGAUUCCCAGCUCUGCUCUCCUCUGACCCUUUAAUGCAGCAUCAUUGAAGGCAAACUCAUACAGCAUCACAGAACUGGACCUGCGCUCAAAAGCUUAGCUGCAAGACAAGAAUCCUAAAGCACACGGUCCAAGAGCAUGGUGCUUGGGGAGUUGACUCGGCUCUCCAGACCCUGCUCUCCUCUGGAUCAGGAGAAAGCUCUGAAGGCAGGGUGGCUGAAGAGACAGCGGAGUAUCAUGAAAAACUGGCAGCUGCGUUGGUUUGUGCUGAGGACUGAAGCUCUGUAUUUCUACAAGGACCAGGAUGAAACCAAGGCACAGGGUUGUAUUCCUCUCCAGGGCAGUCAGGUCAAUGAGCUGCCUGCCAAUCAGGACGAACCUGGUCGCCACUUAUUUGAAAUUGUUCCAGGGGGGACUGGAGAAAAGGAUCGGACGGGUAUAAGCCACGAAUCAUUUCUGCUGAUGGCCAACUCUCAGAGUGACAUGGAGGAAUGGGUCAGAGCCAUACGAAGAGUCAUAUGGGCUCCACUCGGAGGAGGUGUGUUUGGGCAGCACUUAGAGGAGACAAUGUUGUACAAAGCCCAGUGUGGCCCUCAGCGACUGGUCCCUGUGCUGGUUGAACAGUGUGUGUGUUUCAUACGUGACCACGGGCUCAAGGAAGAGGGCCUUUUCAGGGCUCCUGGGCAGACCAAUCAUGUUCGAGAGUUGCAGGAUGCGUUUGACCGUGGCGAGAAGCCAGUUUUUGACAGUACCACAGAUGUCCACACAGUGGCAUCGCUGCUAAAGUUGUACAUACGGGAGCUGCCGGAGCCUAUAAUCCCAUUCUCCAAAUACACACAAUUUCUCUCAUGUGCUCAGCUUCUUACCAAGGAUAAAGCAAUGGGUAUCUCAGAGCUAGGCAAACAGGUGAAAUCCCUUCCUCAGGUCAACUACAACCUCCUUAAAUACAUCUGCAAGUUUCUUGAUGAAGUACAGUCUCAUUCCAGUGAGAAUAAGAUGACUGUUCAGAAUCUGGCCACUGUGUUUGGACCCAAUAUCCUUCGGCCCAGGGUGGAGGACCCAGUUACCAUGAUGGAGGGAAGUUCACAGGUGCAGCACUUGAUGACUGUGCUGAUCAGUGAACACACCAAACUUUACCAACAGGAGGAGCCAGAAAGUGAGACCAACAUCCCCCCGCAGCAACAGCAAAGUACUAUUCAACGGUGCAGAGUGGAAUGGGUCUCACAAGAAGACAGUGACCUCCAACCCUCCUCAGAUACAGCCUCCAAAACUCCUAAAGAGAAAGCCCAACCUACCACCCCUUCUACAGACAGUAAACUCACUGCACCAAACCCCAUUACAGUGUCAGAGAAGGGUGAGGACAGUCAGAUUGAAGAAAAGGGCAAAAGUAAGACAGAGGACAAAGUGGAUGGAAAAGCAGAUAGCAAAACUGAAGGAAACGGUGGAAGUGAAGUAGCUGUUAGCCCCAGUAAACAGUCCAAAGCCCAUCCCUCCUGGAGGUGCUCCUUCAAGGGCAGUGCAGCAUCUGGGGGGCCAAGGGGGAAAAUAGGGGGGUCAGCAGGGGAUGUGUCAGCAACUGGUGGGAGCAACUGGCUGAUGAAUGGCUUGUCAUCCCUGCGAGCUCACAGGCGCACCACCUCAUCAGGCGAAAGACUUAAAGACUCGGCUGUUUCUCUGAAGGAUUCAACCCUCUCCCUUAAAGAGACCACUCUUUCACUUCAGGACUCACAGAGAGAUUCUGAUGAAGAUUCUCCUCAAACUUCCCUGUCUCACAGAGCCCUCCACCAAUCGCACAGACUGUCUGCCUAUGACAAUGUUGCCCCUUCCAGUCUAAGCCUGCCUGCUGACACCUCCUCCAUCUGGAUGUCCUUUGAGAUCUCAUUGGCUGAGCCAGAGGGAAGCGAUAAGACAGUAAAAUUAGGGCAUGGUCAAGAGAGACCCACAGAGGUGAUUGACAGUGAAAACACACUGGAUCACAGUGCAAGUGGCACUGACACUGAUCUCACAGGAACAAAUGAAGGCCUCACCAACAUGCUGACUGAGCUCAAGCAGGAGCUGAAGAAACAGAGGACAAGCUACGAAACUUGCAUUCGCAAGUUGGAGGAGUCCUGUUCGAAGUACCAGUCCCGAGUAAAUCGCCUUGAGGAGGAGCUGGACCAGGAGAAGAAGAAAUUUCACAUGCUAGAGAUCCGACUCAGGAACUCAGAGCGGGCCCAUCAAGCUGCAGAGAACCGAAAUGUUCUUCUCCAGCAAGAGAUGGAGGAGUUCUUCAAAACCCUUGGAGAUCUGACCACAGGAGCAACACGGACCAACUAGACCAAACCAACCUGCCUUUAUCUGGUCCAUCCAUGGAGAAGAAGCUCUAUUACUGGGAAGAUUAGCCAGCCCCAAAGCUUUGAAGACCAAAUACCUCUAGUGCAGUACUAUUUGCCAUCGUGUCCUCUUUAGUACAGCCGUCUUGUGCCUCCACUGAACAGUGCCGGUGCCAAACGAGAACUCCUCUGGACCAAGCAGAUUUAACCAUUCCACAAAAUCCCACACUAUUAUACAAGAUAGGUCAUGUAGCUGAUUAUUUAUUGACUAAAUUCCUCUGUAGAAGAGCAGAAAAAGCCUAAUAUGUGAGGUAGUCUUCCCAUACCUGCCCUGUUCAUUCCCCCCUCAGAGCUCUUGACAGAAAGCUUUGACAGUAAAAGAAACAACGAAAGACAUUAAAAUUCAACUCUUUUAUUUGUUGGAGUUGAAGGUAGACAGUUUCCAUUUCUGAUGUGUAUAAUUAGUCUGAUAGUGAGGCAAUUUCAGAUCCAAAAUUCACACAACUGGCCUUACCAAAACACCACAGCGGGUUUUGUGCUGUCAGUGUUUGGUUAAACCAUCAGAGGAUUGCAGCAUCAUCUCAGUAAUGUUAAAUGGCUUUCCUUUCUUUCCUCUAAAUGUACCUGCACUAAAACCAGAUUAGCUCAGAGAAAACUCAUGCGUCUGCUAUUCUAUGUUUUCUAUUUUUGGAGGAGAUGAAGGAGAGGAAAACCACAAAAAGAGGAAGCCACAACAGUCAGUGAAGAUGUGUCCUACAAAGGGUCAGGACGUGUCACAAUCCUCGAGGUGCAUUCUAAGAGCUGAUGCUAGGGGUUACUGCCUGGAGUGCCCAUCCAUGAAAAGGGCAAAAGGACAGGUUGGGAAUUUGACCCAUCAAAUACAUCCAAAGGUUAUCGUGGCAGGUAGCAAAUGCCUGUUUCCUGACUCUCAGAAAACAUACAUACAUCUACAAUAAAAUGUACAGAUCACUCACUGGCUAUACUAAUCUAUGAAUUAUAUUGCACAGAAAAAAACGAAACAAAAUGCAUUUAAAUGGUACUCCUGAAUGAAAUGUACAUUUCAUACAACAGAAGCCUCCUAGCUUGAAAUAAAUAAAUAUAUAAAUAAAUAAAUAACACAAAU